Messenger RNA from Daphnia magna, 999 nucleotides. Its product is annotated as extensin-like. The coding region runs from base 1 to 999 and encodes 332 amino acids. Lineage: Eukaryota; Metazoa; Arthropoda; Branchiopoda; Diplostraca; Daphniidae. The record is from RefSeq and is a predicted model, not a curated record. The transcript is spliced from 4 exons.
AUGCACGCAAAGAGCAACUUCACGAUUGCGUCGGUGCUGCUGUUCUACGUGGCCGUCGGACUCAUCCUGUUGGACGGCAGCCAAUGCCAGGAACAAACAGGCGGGGGCCUGCGCUUUCCAAAUUUGUUUGGCGGACUCAACAAUCCAUUUUCGCUGUCAAACCUUUUCCGCCAGCAAAGGCAGCCACAAAAUCAGGUGCCGCCACCUCCGCCACCUUCUCCCGCCUUUUCGUCAAAUCCGCAAUUUAGCCUCGUGCCACCACCGGUCUUCCAACAGCCACCACCAGGCCAGCCUUUCAACGCUUUCGUUCCAAACGCACAAGGUGCUCCGCUACAGCAGCAAUUUGCACAGCCGCAGCCGAUUGGAACGCCGUUCGUUCAACAACAACAUGCUGGCCAGUUCGCAGGGCCGCCACAGCAACCGCAUCAAAUUUCACAGCCUAGCGAUCAGAUUUUUCAAGCCUUGCCGGCCCAGCAGCAACCGCAAUUAACUCCAGUCGCUAGUGGCUUUACACCGUCCAUCGUUUUCCAGCCUCCGCAGCCGUUCAAUAGCAACAACAACCUGGUGCCCAACAUUCUUCCGAUUGGUAACAUUCCCCUGCAGCCGCAUCCAACUCAGAUUCAACAACCUUUUCAACAACAACAACAGCCGCCACCUCAGAAGCAACAACAACCGCCUCAACAACAACAACAACAGGCUCCAAAAGCCUCUCAACAACCCAUUAUCAUUCCCAGUUUACCAGGUCCACCUCCGGCGCAGCAAAUUGCAGCGAGUCAGCCGACACCGCCAGUUCUUUUGCCUGCCCAGUUUGCUCUAUCGAGUAACACUCUUCAGCACCAACAUCAUCAACAGCGUCAUUUCUUGCGUCAAGGAAAGACGAUUAGCACAAUCCAUCGCGAUAGCGCGGCCAGUGCCUCUAGUCACAGUGAAAACGUGAUCGACUGCGGAGCUGGUAACGAUCUCGGUUUCUGUGCCACUUCGGACAAAUACCCAAGGUAA